AGUACGACUUCAUGGUUGUCAAGGAAACGGUCCGAAGGGGAGCCGCUCUCUCCUGCCGCCACGGCGGACUUCAACAUCAUGGACCUCCCCGAGACCCUCAGGAAACGCUUAGAUGAUUUUUCCCGAAACGUUUUAUUCGAGCCGAGCCGGAGUCAACCUCCAUCAAAAGACCACGACGCGAUUUUACCCCGCGACAAGCGCGUCCUGUCCAGCCUUCCUCUCCAGAUGUCUCUGUUCUUUAACAUGUGGUUCUUCCCCUGGUGGUGGAUCAGUGAAACCGUGAUGCUGCACCUGAAGUAUCCUGCCCUGCCCGACUACUACAAAUUCAUCCUGGUCACGAUUCUCAUCCUCAUGACUCUGAUCGAGGCGAUCCGACUCUACCUGGGCUACACAGGGAACCUGCAAGAAAAGGUCCCGGAGCUGGCUGGAUUCUGGCUGCUGAGCAUCUUACUCCAGCUCCCACUCAUACUCUUCCAGCUCUUCAACGAGUCCAUUCUCGUGCAACCUUUAGAGCGAGGGGUCCACAUGGUGCUGGCAGUCUUCCUUCUCUCACAGGCACUGUCUGGCUUCGUGGCGCUGCGAGACAUGGUGCGGAACACUGAGGACCAAUUCCACCUCCAGCAAUUCCACUGAAGUCAUUCCGUGCCAUCUUGUCACCAAACGUGCCUGAAUCUGAGUGUAAUUCUAUUUUAUGAGGCCUUUUUUUUUUACAUCUUUGUAAAUGUAUAAAUAAAUAUGA
This is a messenger RNA of Synchiropus splendidus (mandarinfish), 739 nucleotides long. RefSeq names its product transmembrane protein 17 (gene tmem17). Gene Ontology annotation, cellular component: ciliary transition zone. The transcript has 5 exons. The coding region runs from base 79 to 633 and encodes 184 amino acids. Gene Ontology annotation, biological process: non-motile cilium assembly. The record is from RefSeq and is a predicted model, not a curated record. NCBI's taxonomy places the organism in Eukaryota, Metazoa, Chordata, Actinopteri, Syngnathiformes, Callionymidae.